UGGAGAGGCGGACUGCAGAAAGCACACUUGGUUGAAUGUCCAUUAAAGCAGCAAUCAGCGGUAAAUGUGUGAUGAUGCCACUCUCCAAACACACACCGAGCGGAUUGUCCGAGGCUGCGGGAGUACACUUUGGCACCGGGUAGACACUUUGUGAAGUGCUGCCGCUGCACGGCUGCGGAUCCGCUGUGCGCUGCGGAGACUGGCUGCAAAUCAAAUCAGGAGUCGCUCUCUGGGGAUUUGAGCAGUGAUGGACAGCUGUUGGGACAUUGAUUCGGGGCAGAGUUGACGAUAAAUUGACCGUGCGGUAACACAGGCGACACAAUGGACCAAGGAGCUGUUUUCUGUGGCUGCCUGAGGAGGAGGAGGGGUGGCUGACUUUUCUCCUGCGCUGCCAUCAGCGCAAGUGUGCGAGGAUCGUGAUGAUGCUUUAUGGCCAAACGUGAGGCUCUCAGCGCCGUCCAUGCUGCAAUGUUGGGUCAGUGCAGGUGCAUCCAGACUUGACGGGACCGAAUAAGAGCGGCCAACAUGGGAUUCACCUUUUCAUUUGCCUCCAUCUCCGUCUUUUCUGUCCACACAGCGUUUGUACGGAUACGGGAAACAUGUGCGCAGAUAUAACGGGUUCACGGAGUAAUUGAUGGUGUUGCGCUAUGAUCUCUGGGGACUAUCCGAGUUGUGCAAUGGUUUUAUUUCAUCUAGGCUACAGCGCGCGCUGCCGUGCAACCUCUCCAUGGAUGGUGGCUAAUUGGGCCCAAUGAUGUAGAGCCAAAUCCACCUGGAUCCAACGUUCCCUCCUCUCGUGGCUCCCCUGUGACUUCUGCGCAUGUUCAAUUGUUUUUUUUUUAAUUCCCAGAGUUUUUCACCACUAUUGCGUUGGAUAAUCUCCUCUAGUUUAGAAAUGUGUUUUAGAUGAAUGCUUGAGAUUAAACCAGCGUCCAGGCUGAUUCAGCAGUGACUAUGGGACAUUCCACUUAUGACAGACUUGUAAUGCGUCUCAUCUUUUGGGACUAAAUAGUUUCCUGACGUAAUUUUUAAGCGAAACAAAACGUUUCCCUCAGUGUGUAUUUGUAGAGGCACAUUUCUGUCGUUGCCUGCUGUUCUCCACUAUGUCUAGAUCUAACAGUGUCAGCCCACCCGGAGUCUGUGCCCCCGGGUUGAGGGGAGGGACCGAGCACAGAUCAGCUUGGGGAGAGUCUGAGUCCGUGGCCAAUGGGUGCCCAUACUCAGCCAGAUCCCCGCGCAAGAAGCUCACCCGGACCAACAGUCGGUGGAGGGAAGAGGAUGAUCUGGAGCACCGGCAGCCCGGGCGAGCCACCACGACCGUCAGCCGGGUCAGCUUCAGGUCCAGGUCGGCUUGGCAGGACCAUGGCGAGGAGAGCCGUGACAAAAACCGUGCGUCCCCGAAACGUCCAGACGGCGAGGUGAGACCCAAGUCUGUGGAGCUAGGUCUGGAUGAGCGGAGAGCCAAGCCGAGGACCGACGAGGAGGAGGUUAUGCCCGAAGUGAACUUUUCUGUAGUGGCGUGCUGCACCGGCGUGAUGCACAUUUUAAAAUCCAAGAAAUUCCAGUCGGAAAAGUUGGAGCGGCUCUACCAGCGCUACUUCUUCCGUCUCAACCAGAGCAGUUUGACUAUGCUGAUGGCAGUGCUGGUGCUGGUCUUUACGGUCAUGCUGGGCUUCCACUGCUCCGGGGGGCCAGAGAAGCCCAACGUAACUUACGUGGUGGUGUUUUCCGUGGCCAUCUUACUAACACUAGUUCUUAUGGUGGUGUGCAACAGGAACGCGUUUCACCAGGACCAUAUGUGGAUCGUGUGCUAUGUGGUCAUCCUGCUGGUGAUGGUGAUCCAGGUGAUCGGAGUGCUGCUCGUGCAGCCCAGAAGUGCCUCAGAGGGGAUCUGGUGGACCGUGUUCUUCACCCAUGUCAUCUACACUCUGCUGCCCGUCAGGAUGCGCGCCGCAGUCAUCACUGGAGUUAUUCUUUCUGCAAUCCACGUGGCUGUUUCUUGGAUGUUAAACGGCAUGGACAGCUUUCUCUGGAGACAGAUUGUGUCCAACGUGCUGAUCUUCUCCUGCACCAACAUCGUGGGAGUCUGCACUCAUUACCCCGCUGAGGGCUCCCAGAGGCAGGCCUUUCAGGAGACCAGGGAGUGCAUCCAGGCUCGCCUCCACUCCCAGAGAGAGAACCAGCAGCAGGAACGUCUUCUGCUCUCAGUGCUUCCCCGCCACGUUGCCAUGGAGAUGAAAGCUGACAUAAACACCAAGCAGGAGGACAUGAUGUUUCACAAGAUCUACAUCCAGAAGCACGACAACGUCAGGUAACACCAGGAGCACACACGAGGAGGAGGAGGAGGAGGAGGAGGAGGAGGAAUGAUGUGGGGAAACAGAUUGAAGCUGCUAUAAAUAGCACAUGUGUUACCUCUCAAAACAACACACACACACACACACACACACACCAAUAUACACACACUACUGCGCUUUUGCUCAGGAGGCAAAACUAGUCCUCCCCAGAAAAUGAAUCAGCGCUGAUGGAAAAAUAGAUUAGCAAUACUACCGGGUUUACCUGCAGGACAGAAUCCUGAUCCCGAUCGGAAACAGGAUUAAAAUCCGUUGCGGUUGCGACCCAAACCGGCCGGUGAAGAAGAGGGAGGAGUCCACAGUCAGUGACGGUGUAACAGAGUUUCUUAAAUAAAAGGCAGAAAUGUGCAAAGUGUGAGGCAUGUACACACAGAUGGUUUUUCAUUACAUGGUCUGGAUCAUAUUCUAAGGUGAUUUAAACUGAUAUUUAACUCAAGUUUAAAUUAUUAAACACUGAUUUCUUCUCAUCCAGGCACUGAAGGUUCACAGCACAGCUUGCAUUAGAUUGAACUAACUAUGAUUCAGUUCAGGUUAAUCCUGAAUGGUGCAGCCGCCCACAAGCACCGAGAGGAGGGGGGGGAGUGCAGGCGCUGCCAUGACAAUCAACUGCAUGGUGAUUUCCCUCCGUCUCUACGUACAGUAGAAGUCACCACAAAGAGUGUAACAUCAUCUGAAAUGUAAUUUAAAUGAAAAUAUUGUCAAUUAAAAAUGAGAAUAAACACCAAAACUCAAACAACCCAAUAUAUAAAUAAUUUAUUUUUAAUGAAAUUAUAAAAUUGUAUCUUUUUAAAGAAAAAUAUAUUAAUAUUACAAUAAUGUGAACAAUGGAUUUAUGUCUUUAAAGCCUAUUACGCCCUAAAAAGACAGAUUUUGUUGAUAUAAAAAUAAAAUAAAAAAAGUUACCCACACGACAGAUGUUUAUAUAUUUCACCUUUACUUUAAAAUCAUCAGGAGAUGGUGGAUGUGUAUGAAAGCUCUUCUUCAUGUGUGCCAGCUGUUGCUAGCGUUGGUUAAACAUUGGUGAUUUGUGAGACAUAAGUACUUAAAGGGAUAGUUGUAUGAGGUAUUUAUACACAGUCGGUGUAUUACUACAGUAGAUGGCCCCCAGUUUGGAGAAGCAGACAGGAGUAAUGUACCGCUGUGGACGGCGGCAAUACAAAAAGAAUCUAAAGCUACAAAGUCUCAGUGUUAAGGCUAACACAAACACUGACACCGACUGUGGAUAUGUACCUCAUACAACCCCACUUCAGAAGAAUAGGAACUAUCACUUUAACAUUUUCAGAAAACCGAAGCAGUUAACACCCAUCGAUAAGUGUUGACCUUUACAAACCAGCACUGCGUCAUGCAUUAGAUGCUGCUGAUCAGCUGUUUUCAGCUCCUCCUGGUGAUAGUUUCAGGGACCGAAGGUAAAAGCUUGAAACGUAAAACAUGUCAUUGUUUGUAGUAACUUCACUCCUACAAUGCAGCCGAUAUCUUCUCCAGCAUCGAGUAAGUGAAGGUUCGUUAUUGAUCUUGCAGAUGCCAUUAGCGAGAGCCGCCUCACGUGGCCUUCAUUAGUGGAGUUUGCUCAGUUGUCAGGGAGAUGGUUCACUUGGUGUCACAUGGUGUUUAAAGGGCAAAUCCAAACUGUUUACUGUUUAUAUGUUCACUUAUUUGCAGUAUCUAAAAUUAUCAAGAUUUGUUAUGUGGUGUCUGGUUUUACUAUGGAGAAACAAUUAUUAUGUAUAAAGUAGACGGGCCUCCUUUUCUGGCAGACCUCCGCCAGGCCAUGCCCUCUCUGGCAAUGUUAACAAAAGUGGAAAAUAAUUAGUGUACCGAUUUUAAAUAAAUAAUAAAAUACAAUACAAUAAUAAUAAAUAAAUAAAUAAAUAAAAAUAAUAAAUAAAUAAAAAUACAAUAAAUAAAUAAUAACAAUUAAAUAAAAAAUGUUUAAUCUUCAUUGGUCCGUGUUACACCCUGUAGUUUUCUGUAAACAGACACACAAUGAAACCGAAAACAUUACGGAGGUAUUUAUAAAAUCAAUGUAGUUUUCCAUAUACUCCUUAAAAAAAACCUGCAUGAAAACUAUUUUUGUUCAGUAAGUACGUUUCUCAGCCUGGUGCUUCCGGUCUGACUGCCGUCCUCUCAUACAGGGGGGCGGGGAUGGAGGUCGAACGAAUGGACGCACAGAUGUUCUGAUGUGAUUCCCAGUAUGUAUGAAAUGUCCAUCUUGUGAUAACAGAAGGUCAUAAAGGGGAGGAGAUCAUCAUGCUCCCCGUCUCUGCUUAAAGAUGGUCUUUGGCUCCUGAUUGAUGACUUUGACGUCUUUCUAAUCGAGACUUUGAACAGUUUUGAGGCUGAUGCUCAGAGACGGCAGGUGUAGUGGGUUUCAUUCAGUGCUUGUCUUUUGUUUAGGGUCCUUACAGUUUCAGUGACACGGUGGUGUAGCACUGGUUUAACAUACUUUGAUGUGCAUGAUGUGGCUUUGCUGUAAUAACUGAACAGCUGUGGUUUGGUAUGGCACCGCCCUGUGGAGAAACAUAGCACUGCACCAGGGUGACGGUGAGAAACAGACGUGUGUCUCUGUGUGUCUGUGUCUGUUUGUCUCUCUGUCUGUGUGUGUCUCUCUGUCUCUGUGUGUGUGUCUCUGUGUCUCUGUGUGUGUGUCUCUCUGUCUCUGUGUGUGUG
Molecule: messenger RNA, 5018 nt
Organism: Cottoperca gobio
Lineage: Eukaryota; Metazoa; Chordata; Actinopteri; Perciformes; Bovichtidae
Product: adenylate cyclase type 5-like
Exons: 3
Coding region: 1104-2315 (403 amino acids)
Biological process (GO): adenylate cyclase-activating G protein-coupled receptor signaling pathway
Cellular component (GO): plasma membrane
Molecular function (GO): adenylate cyclase activity
Source: RefSeq, a predicted model, not a curated record